CUUGCACUGUGACUGGGAUUGAUAAGCUCCGCCAAGAUUCUUCUGAUGCGAAGUGGAUAUAUCAUCUGCUGGAUCUGCAUCGGAGUAUAGCCUUGGCCGCACAGACUUUUCAACAGUAAUACACCACUGCGAUCGACAUGACUGACGCAUCCUUGGCCAUCGAAGAGGGCAACUUUCACUCUUCGGCGCGCCAACAAAAGCAUCGUCAUGAUCUCAUAGAUGCCUGGCUCCAGCUUUCGGGUCGAGCAUGGAGCUGCAUCUUGGAGGUAGGCUGCGGUCAAGGAGACCAAACCGCAAGUCUAGCCAAGAGAUUUGCGCAAUCGAAAAUCACCGCCAUAGAUCCAGCCAGCCCCGAGUAUGGGUCUCCAACGACUUUGGGUCAGUCCCAAGCCGCUCUGAAGGCGACACCUUGGGGUCAGAACAUCACAUUCGAGCAGAUGGAUGCCGUUUCCUUUGCCGCACGGUCCAAAUCUGGAAAGGCGGAGAAGCAAGACAUCGCGGUCCUGUCGCAUUGCAUAUGGUACUUUCCAUCCCCUCAAAUCCUCACCGACACCUUUCAAGCGCUCAAAAGUACCGGCACUCGUCAUCUCGCACUGGCAGAGUGGGACAUCUCAACCGGCGCGACGUCCGCCUCGGUGCAUCUUCAUUCCGUCCUGCUCCAGGCUUUGCCCGCAGCGCUGCGAGACACCGAAGCAAAUAUUCGAUGUCCCCUCACGCCCAAUGCUAUUCGAGAGGCAGCUUGCAAAGCGGGUUGGAAGGUGCGGGGAGAAAUGACGCUCAAAUCGCCUGAUCUCGAAGACGCCCAAUGGGAGAUCUAUGCCGCUAAGGCAGCCAUCGCGAAAAUGCAGAAAGCACAUCUAAAGAACGAAGACCAGAUCGCUCUGCAUGCUCACGAGGCUGCAUUGCAAGCCGCGAUAAGUCAUUGGGAGGCAUCGAGACGCAGCACAGAUUCUCUCGCCCCGUGCCUCGAUGUCUGGGUGAGCGUAUUUGAAUAACUCACUCAGACAAGCCGCGCUCUCUUCACUCCUUGCAAAAUUUCACACACAACACAUUGUUGAAUCGUGCGACUGCUUUACAAGAAUUGUCACGAGUCUGUUUAC
Ceraceosorus guamensis is the source of this 1100-nucleotide messenger RNA. RefSeq lists its product as hypothetical. The transcript is spliced from 2 exons. The record is from RefSeq and is a predicted model, not a curated record. Lineage: Eukaryota; Fungi; Basidiomycota; Exobasidiomycetes; Ceraceosorales; Ceraceosoraceae. Bases 138 to 995 code for a protein of 285 amino acids.